AGGAAGUUUACAAGCAAAACCAAAACUUCUAUUCAAGGCUUACAAUACUUGGUGGCGACAAAAAAUCAGCCAAAGAACUUGGCGACACACUAAUUAAUUGGAUAGAUGAAAUGGAAGGACCGUACACAAAAUAUUGUCUAAAAUUUCAACAAGGUGUUGACAGUUUACCAGAGGUUGAAAGAAACAUAGCAUUACAACAAGCACUUAGCGACAUCUCGGCAGAAAUGAAUAUUCCGGUUUCAUUAGAUUUCUUCAUCGAUAUGCCGAUGAAAAGAAUUCAUUAUUACAAAAAAUUGUAUUCACGCAUGCUUAAUAUCACUGAACCCGGACGUUCAGAUAAUAGCGUAUUAUCAACCGUGAAUAAUCGGAUUGACGCGUUGAUCGAUCUGGAGAAGCAAGCAAGAUCAUCAAUUCCAAGUGAGGAGACUCGAGUGUUAACGGAUAUAUCUGCGCGGAAUUCUUCACCGUUAAAAACCUCGAUGGCUAGCACAUCCAUCCCUCGAAAUAAUCAACAAUUGGAAUUGGAAUCACUCGGGGACUAUGAAAAUAUUUCACCGGAGGCGAAGAAGGAACCACGCUCAGUGACGGAUAUGAUUAUUUCUAAAAUCUUUGAUGAAACUGAUCAAUAUCAAAGCCACAACACGAAACAAGAAAGUCGACGUGAUCAAAAUAAUUCUAUAAAAUAUCCGGAUGCUGAUGCAUUCACAAAAGGUUGGACUUUAUCAGAACUGGAAAAAUGCAUCGACUAUUCUCGAGUGAUGGAUUUGAUUUCUAAGCAGGUUAAGAAAAUGAGCGUCUCUUUGCUGCCACCAAAUUUACCAUUCGAUCGAAAGAUAGUUUUAUAUUCUGAUUUUGUGAUGGAGGUUCCGAAAAUUCAAGAGACCGAAAGCAAUGGCAGAGCUUAUAUCAACGCACAUGUGUUCCUGUUAACCGAUCUUCUAUUGAUUUGCCAGAAAAUUGAACCAGAGGCAAAACGAGAAAAUUCUGAUCUCGAAUUCUACUUGUUGUACCCACCGUUGAGUGGGAGACAUUUGACAAUUACUGAUAUUAGCAGAGAAGGAGAAAUGGUGGAGAUAACUCUCUUGAAUAGGGAGAGCUUGAUAUUAUUCCCGACUGAUGCAGAGACCAAGCUUAUUUGGUUGAAAGAAUUGUCAAAAAUCAUAGAGUUUGCUAAUAAUCCAAGAAGAACUAUUAGUAUUUUUGUCAGGAAUUCUCAACUUUCGCGAAAAAACUCAAGUUCAGGAACCCUUUCAAGGAAAUCUUCAUUUAAAGAAUCUGGAAGUGAUGAACAUUCGCUAUCCACGAACGAUCACACCGUCGCGAGUGUUAACCACAAUAUCCUGACUAACGCAAAUCCAAUAUCACCUCCCACUGAAUUUAAUCCAAUACAUGAUCGUACAAUUAUUGAAGCUCAAACUCCUCUACCAUCAAAUGAGCAUAAUUUAUUAUAUGAUGACUCUAAAGGUUCCAGAGAAACAUCAACACCUCCAUUAUCAGCGCUCAAUCGUAAAUCGUCACGUGGCAAUAACAAAGAUCCUAUGGAAACGCCAGCACCUUCAGCGUCUAAUCGUAAAAAAUCAUAUAGCAAUCUUAAAAGCUCUAGGGAGAUAUCAACCCCUCCACUGCCCAAAAUCGAAUUGCCAGCACUCAAUCGCAAGUCAUCAUAUAACAAUAUUAAGAGUUCUAGGGAGAUAUCAACCCCUCCACUGCCCAAAACCGAAUUGCCAGCACUCAAUCGCAAGUCAUCAUAUAACAAUAUUAAGAGUUCUAGGGAGACAUCAACCCCUCCACUGCCCAAAACCGAAUUGCCAGCACUCAAUCGCAAGCCAUCAAAUAGCAAUAUUAAGAGUUCUAGGGAGACAUCAACCCCUCCACUGCCCAAAACCGAAUUGCCAGCACUCAAUCGCAA
Acaulospora morrowiae is the source of this 1909-nucleotide messenger RNA. The record is from the annotation of a GenBank genome assembly. Lineage: Eukaryota; Fungi; Glomeromycota; Glomeromycetes; Diversisporales; Acaulosporaceae.